Molecule: messenger RNA, 2051 nt
Organism: Spea bombifrons (plains spadefoot toad)
Lineage: Eukaryota; Metazoa; Chordata; Amphibia; Anura; Pelobatidae
Product: long-chain fatty acid transport protein 2-like
Exons: 10
Coding region: 80-1939 (619 amino acids)
Cellular component (GO): endoplasmic reticulum
Molecular function (GO): long-chain fatty acid transmembrane transporter activity; long-chain fatty acid-CoA ligase activity
Source: RefSeq, a predicted model, not a curated record
CCAAUACAGCAGGUGGCUUUUUUUUCUCGUGUCCUCUUUUUUUGUCUUAUUUUAGUUUUUUUUUAAUUUUUUUAUUAAAAUGUCUGCUCUCAAAGCAGCCCUCUUAGGGCUUCCAGUUCUCUGGCUGUUAAAGCGGAUGUUUUUGCCCUAUCUGUGGAAGGACAUCGUCUUCUUUUACAGAUCUUUCCGCUAUUUGCUGUAUGUAGAGCGGUGUUUGAAAAAGAACCCCCCUUUUUGCAUGUUGGACAUGUUUCUGCUUCAAGCAUCGAGACGGCCUAAUAAGACCUUUAUUUUUUACCAAGACCAGACUUAUACAUACAAGGAGGUGGAUCUUAAGAGCAACCAGCUAGCCUGGACCCUAAAACAGUACACAAAACUUGAACAAGGGGACUGUGUGGCCAUCUUCCUUGGUAAUGAACCGGCCUACAUCUGGAUAUGGCUAGGGCUGGCGAAGUUAGGCUGUCCAAUGGCUUGUCUUAAUUACAACAUUCGUGCCAAAUCGUUUCUACAUUGCUUUCGUUCCAGUGGUGCUAAAGUAUUAAUUGCUGCUCCAGAGUUACAGAAUGCAGUAGAAGAAGUGCUUCCAGCUCUGGCUGAAGAAGGGGUUCAAGUCUUUUAUGUGAGCAGAGAAUCAGGCACCAAGGGAGUGGAGAGUCUACUUGAUAAAGUGGAUGUUGCUUCUGACCAGCCUGUCCCUAGAUCUUAUAGAUCAGACGUCAGACCUCAGUCUCCAGCUUUAUACAUAUAUACAUCUGGAACCACAGGACUCCCAAAGGCUGCUAUUAUAUCUCAGGGUCGGCUUUUGAUAAGUUCAUCGCUGUCUACCUUAUCGGGAAUAAGAUCUGAGGAUGUGGUAUACAUUCCACUGCCUCUUUAUCACAGUGCUGGACUCAUGAUCGGGGUGCGUGGAUCCAUUCAACAAGGUGCAAGCCUGGUUCUGCGCGGCAAAUUUUCGGCAAGUCAGUUCUGGAGUGACUGCAGGAAAUACAAUGUAACGGUUUUCCAGUACAUAGGGGAAAUCCUACGGUACCUCUGUAAUACCCCUAAGAAAGAGAAUGAUAAAGAUCAUUGUGUGCGGCUUGCACUGGGCAAUGGUCUCAGGCCUGAUGUCUGGAAGGAGUUUCUCCAGCGCUUUGGUAACAUCAGAAUCUGCGAAUUCUAUGCAGCAACGGAAGGAAAUGCUUUCUUUCUAAAUCAUACCGGAAAAGUAGGUGCUGUUGGUAGAUCUAACUUCCUUAUUAAGUACUUUCGACCAUAUGAAUUGAUCAAGUAUGAUGUGGAUAAGGAGGAGCCGGUGCGAAACUCCAAAGGCCGAUGUGUGCGCGUGAAAGCAGGAGAGACUGGGCUACUAAUAGCUAAAAUAACCAAAACCGCCCCAUUUGUUGGGUAUGCCGGAGACAAGUCUCAAACUGAGAAAAAGAAGCUUCAUGAUGUGUUUUUUAAAGGAGACCUUUAUUUCAACAGUGGAGACUUAUUAAUGACUGAUAAGGAAGGGUUUGUUUACUUCCAGGACCGUGUGGGAGACACAUUCAGGUGGAAAGGGGAAAAUGUGGCUACUACAGAGGUGGCAGAUAUUGUGGGGAUGGUUGAUUUCAUUGAAGAAGCAAAUGCCUUUGGUGUUACAGUCCCAGAUCACGAAGGAAGGAUUGGUAUGGUCUCCAUCAAACUUAGGGAAGGCAAAGAAUUUGAUGGUGAAAAGUUGUAUAAAAACAUAUUGGAUUACUUGCCCAAUUAUGCCAGGCCUCGCUUUGUGAGAAUACAGAACACCAUGGAAAUUACUGGUACCUACAAGCAACGAAAAGUAAACCUUGUAAAGGAUGGAUUCAACCCACUUACUGUUAAAGAUCCACUGUAUUUCUUAGAUGAAAAUGAGAAGAGGUACAAGCCAAUGGAUAUGCAUAUUUACAACGCAAUUAUGAAUAAGCAACUGAAACUCUAACAAGAAAAAUAACUUUUAAAUACAUUCUUGAUCAAAUAAGGGUUACGCACAUCCAUGGUCAGUGUUUUGUAUUUCAAUAUUUAAAAAGAAAAUAAAUGACUUUGUGCACUUA